GGAACGGCAACUACCGCAGCGUACAUCAAGCAGGCAGCACAGCGUGGAGAGCACAGGAAGAGCCAACAUAUUAUUCCCUCUUGAGUUGCCAGCAGCAGUUGCAUCAGCUGUGGCCUCUGAUCCACAUCCAGCCUUAGCACCCACACCAUGGACAAAAGACACAGCAGAGCAUGGGUGUGGGAGAUCUGCUGAUAGGACUGCUUCCUGCUGACAAAGCGCCGUGCAAACAGCAGACGCGAAAAGAAUGCACGGCGCAACUUGCUUUGCUUGGGACUGCUUCAUCAUUAUUGAGACUUAGGCGUCAGCAUUCAAGUGACAUGGGGUCAACGAAGACAGGGCCAACCUGGAGAGUGGGAAGUAGAUGAUUUAUUAGCAAGCGCAGCCUGAGGAAGUCCGGAGAGCAGCAUAUUGUGAGACCAUAUCUAUCAGCCAAUAGAAAAGUGCCACAGACAAAACUGGAAAAAAAAGCUCAAGGUUCAUUCCGGGCACCUGUUGUGUACAUUGCGGUGCAAUAAUGCUGCAGCAAGGUUUGUUUUGAAUUAUGCAGAGAUACAGGGCAAGCAACACACUGCUUGCACAGGGAAGCAAGCAGGAUGGCAGCGUGCUUAUUGCGCAAAUUUAUUAUAUUUGACUUAUUGUCUAUAUACGACUGCGGAAAAACACCAGCGAUAAUUGCUUGUCGCAAAUCAAACAAUCGAGAGGGAGGUUGGAGCAAUUUUUAUUGCAAGGAUGGCAAGCACACUUAUGUUGCCUUUGCCCCACUUGUACCAGCCUCCGGCAAUAUGUAAGGGGCAGU
This is a messenger RNA of Coccomyxa subellipsoidea C-169, 796 nucleotides long. RefSeq lists its product as hypothetical. The record is from RefSeq and is a predicted model, not a curated record. Bases 594 to 788 code for a protein of 64 amino acids. NCBI's taxonomy places the organism in Eukaryota, Viridiplantae, Chlorophyta, Trebouxiophyceae, Coccomyxaceae. The transcript is spliced from 2 exons.